AUGGCUGCCCGCCAACAGAAAGGCAGUGCAGUGCUGGAAAGUUCAGCAGAGGGGAAGAGAACGGAACUCAGGGCUAAUGAAGUACUGAAGAAAUGCUGUAAGUACUAGUGUCUUGUCUGCCUGCCUCAUAUGCUCCAGUCUAUUCUGGUCCCUUUCCUGUAUUAACCCAAUUAGGUUAAAUGUCAACCUGAUCUUUGGGUAUUCAUUGCAAGCUGCUGCAUAACCAAUGUGAGCUAUGUUCCUAACGACACAAGGCAAUUACAUUGAUUACAUGGAAUUGAAUUGGGCUGUGCAGAAUCUGACAUUUAGAAAUGAACACAAAAUGCAAUUUUUUACCAAGUAAUCAGCCCUAUUUUUUUGCCUCGCUGGCUUGUCACUUGGACAAACGUCCCCUUCCUCCCCUGUCAUGCAAUGUGAAACUAGGCAUCUCUUGUCUCCCUACCUGCAUACAACAUGUGAAAGGUGCUCUGAUAGUUUACCUUAGGCAUAGAGCCUUUCUUCACACUUCUGUUCAAACUAGAUUAGAUGUGAUGUGUGCAGUCAUCAGUGCAUGUGUUUUUGCGAUCACCCCCAGUGAAAUAAAUCUAGCAUUAAAGGCACAGUGCAGUCAACUAGAUUUCCGGGUGUCUUUAUAUAUAUAUUUCCACACUAUGAGGUUAGAAUAAUACUGUGAAAUUGUGAAAAUGAUGAUAAUGCCCUUUUAGUUUAAGAGCUGUUUGAAAAUACCACCUAAAACUUCUUCCUGUUUUGGUGGGAUGGAGUUUCAGCCUUCCAUGUUGACAUCACCAUGUGGAAAAUUAGUUAAAUACCAAUAAGAAAGAGUUCCAUACUCUGCCAAUAACAGCUAAUUGUCAGUUUUCCCCUCCCCAUUCAGACCACGCAGACAGUCCUAGCAAAAUUCUUGCUCGAGAAAUUGCCCUAAGAUGCUAUUUUUGUUUAUUUUUGACCAUUUUAAUUGAAAACAAUCACAGUAAGGUACUUAAUUGUUACCCAGAAAUGAUUUGAUAUUGAGAUAAAAGCUGCUGCAUUGGACCUUUAACUAGCCAGUCCAGUCCACUCUGAGGAAUCUGUAAUUAGGAACUGGAGAUGGUUCCAAGAUAUCCCAAACACACUCAUACCUCAUACUCGCAUUCACACACACAAAUCUGUUGCGGUUGGCUGCUUGCUAACCACUGAAUUUUUAAGCCACAGGGCUGGUUUAAGGAAUGUGUAGCAUGCAAAUGUAAUGCCUGGUCUUGUUAAGCAUAGCAAGGGUUUGUGUGCAAAGGACUGAGGAUUGGUGUUGGUGGUUUUUAAAAUCUAUCUGCAUUAACAGACCAAAGGAGAGAGAGAGAGACACACACUAACAAUAACAUUCUUCAGAACACCAUGCUUAAUUUGUAAAUUUCUGGUCAAAGACUUAACAGUGUCUGUGGACAGUCAGUUGCUAAGCAGCUGCUGUUUGAAAAACAUUAACCACUGCUAGUGAGAAGAUCUGGAUGAAAAAAGAAACCCAAAGGAAUAAUUGAAAAUAGAUCAACUCUCUAAACAUAUUGGCCUUUUUUUUUUUACAAUGAUAAAAUAUAAUGGAGUUACUGUGCCAUGGUAAAAUACUUAGCCUACGUUCUAUUGACAUUUCAAAGUAAGUUGUUUGGUUGGGAUUUAUGUUUCUCUGUCUGUGUGAACAGCAUGGGCCUCUUACAUGACCAACUCCCCCACUGUGAUUGUGAUGAUUGGUCUUCCUGCCAGAGGGAAAACCUACAUGUCCAAAAAGCUGACCCGCUACCUCAACUGGAUAGGAGUGCCAACCAAGGGUUAGUAUAAAGGCCUCACUCUAUGUACUAUACUGUAUUUUCAUUCAAUAUUUUUCCAGACCUGCCCAACCGGAAGAUAAACAUUGAAGCCACACUUUCCUCAUUAUUCAUGUUACUGUAUUCAAUACAAACAUAAUCCUCUAUACGAUGUGUAAAUUAAUUCCUUUGUGUGGACUACCAAUCAAAGGGCUCUUUUGUGUAGAUAUAUUUACAGUAUAGUGAAUGAUGUAAUUGAACUGCGAUGCUGCAGAACCCAUGUCUUCCUUCCACAGUUCAGGAAAAUGUCACAUGACAUUGUACUGAUUACAAGAACAUGUUGUGCCUUUCAUCACCUGAUGAAGGCCCUGUAUUGUGUUGCAGUAUUCAACCUGGGGGUCUACAGGCGAGAGGCUGUGAAAGCCUACAAGUCCUAUGACUUCUUCAGACAUGACAACGAGGAGGCCAUGGAAAUCAGGAAGUAUAGUAUUUUUGGACCUGUGGCAGAAGAAUUAGGUUCCUUUGAGUUGUUCAGUAUUACAGUAACCCUUUUUUUUUCUAGAAUAUGCCCUCCAUGUUUUCUCCAGCUCCAGGCAGGUGUUAUCUGUAUUGAAAACCUUGCUGAGGUUUAUAAGGCCCCCUACUGGAUUGAGACAAUUAAUGUAAUUACUUUUUUAGUGAGGAUCUCAAUGGUAGUGAGUCACCUGGCCGCCCGCCAUUUUCCUUUCUCUCAGUUUAAUGCUAGCUGCUAGACCAACAGGUAUGAUACUUGUUAUAAGCGUUAUAUGAACCCUAUAAUGUAUUAUUAUAAGGCUUGUAAUAUAUUGCGUAUUUCUAUGCUAUAAUUCUUCAACAGAUUGAACAUAAAUGUUACUAAGACAUAAUGGGGUCAUCAUACAUGGUCUUACAAUGCAUUAUAGCAACAUAAUGCAUUAUAUCUGUCGGUUUUAAGUGAAGUGUUACUGAUUUUUCAUUUCAAUUGUUAUUGAUGUGGGUCACUGUGUCCCUACAGGCAGUGUGCUCUGGUGGCUCUGCAGGAUGUCAAAGCUUAUCUGACUGAAGAGGGGGGCCAGAUCGCUGUGAGUAUCUACUCUCUCUGCUGUUUUGAGUAAUUGGAGACAAAAUAGUAAUAUUAAACUGAAAAGACAAGCUUAAUUUGAGAUAUCAGUGAGAUGUGAUUAUGUCUUUCAGGUCUUUGAUGCCACAAACACCACCCGAGAGAGGAGAGAAUUAAUCCUUAGUUUUGCAAAGGAACAUGCUUACAAGGUCAGUGUUAUUAUUAUUAUUCCCAAUUAUUGUUGUCAAAAUGGUUUAGUGAAGUGUAUCUUCAAAGAUUGGUCUCUUUCGCAGGUGUUUUUUGUGGAGUCAUUGUGUGACGACCCUGAUGUCAUUGCUGCUAAUAUUAUGGUAAAUUAACUUGCAUGUUUAAAAACGUAACUACAUUAUGAGUUUUAUUUCUCAUUAAAACAUUCUAUAGUAAUCUUCUUAAGGAUUUCCACACUUUAAGUCUUGUGCACCUCCCUCUCCUCCCCAGGAUGUGAAGGUGUCCAGUCCAGACUACCCAGAAAGAGACAGAGAGAGUGUGAUGGAGGACUUCCUGAAGAGAAUAGAAUGUUAUAAAGUCAUGUACCAACCAUUAGACCCUGAUGAACACGACAAGUAAGACGUUCUCUAUUUUAAAUGGUUAAUACUGCAUUAUGUACACUACCGUUCAAAAGUUUGCCUCUUCCAUUUUUGUGGCAGAGCUGCGAAGAGUUGGUUAUACUUUUGUAUUGAGUAUACAUCUCCAUAAACCUUUGUUCAUUGCUUGUGUGACAAUUUUACCGUCCUUACUUACAAUUUAGAAACAUACCAUCCUUAUACAUUUCUUCCUAGAAAAUUGGUCUUUCCUCUAAAUACGUUGGAGUUUAGCCAUAUUAUUUGCUGUAAUAUUUGUUCUGCCUCUUCUGGAGGAUGAAAUUGGAAUUGUAACCAACUCUGUAUGACUUCAUCUAAAAAGGACAAUACUUUAAACAGGGAUCCAUUGUCAAUCCUCCGGAAAUGGUUGGUUUUAAUAUGUUUAACAGCAAAAAGCCCCCAUUUGAACAUUGGAUGUGCCUCUUAGUAGCGUGCUGGAAAACCAGUUUGGCUUUAGAUAUAAUUUCGGUAUAAUGGAGGCUUUAAGAGGGAGGUUUAAUGCCUUUAAUAUUUAAUCGUUUUAACCCUUCAAACUCAUGUUCACUAUAUACAUAUGCCCAUUUAACUUUAUCUGUUUUGCAAUUCCAAAUAAAAUGAGAUAUAUUUUUCUUGCCUGAUUUGAAAAAGGAUUCUUCUGAAGUCGGUAGAGCCAUGAAUAAAUAUGGAAACUGCGAUAUCACUAGAGAAUUAAUAAGAGUAAUUUUCCCGUAGAUGGACAGGUGUUUCCCUCUCCACAGUUUCAAGAUCCUAUCUAUUUUGCAAAGUUUUCUAUCAAAGUUAAUAGUUGCAAAAUCGCUCAACUUUUCCGGGAUAUGUAUACCAAGCACAUCCACUUCACCAUCCAUCCAUUUAAUCGGGAGACCACAUGGCAAUGUUAAAGUUUAUAUCUUUAAGAGACCCAAUCCGUAAUAUAAUACACUUAUCAUAGUUGGGUUUUAGUCCAAAGAAACAGAAUACAUUAUCCAGGUCCUCAAUAAGGCCCUUCAAGGUUGAAGAUUAAGGACUCAAGAGAGAACUUUAAUCACCGGCUUGCAUUGAUACUUUUGUCUCUAAUGCAUAAUCUUUUGCCCCGUAAUGUUAUCAUUAAAUCAGAUUUUUAUAGCUAACUGUUCAAUGGCCAUAAUAAAUAAGUAUGGUGACAGAGGGCAACCUUGUUUUAUGCCUCUUGACAAUUCAAGGUUCUCAGAGAAGUAACCGUUAUUUAUUAUUUUACAUAAAUUAUUGUUGUACAUGACUGUUACCCAUCUUAUACAAUCCAGGCACUUAUAAACAGAUUCAAAAUCUGCUCUAAAGAGUAUACCUGGUUUCCCUGCAUUCUCAUAGUUUUCAAUUAUUUCUAGUAGUUGUCUAAUGUUGUCUCUAAUAUAUCUUCCUUUUAAGAAUCCCGUCUGAUCGUGAUGAGUAAUGUCUGGUAGGACCUUUUUUAAUUCUAUGAGCAAUACAUUUUGCCAAUAUUUUUCCCGACGAAACAUUGAAGGGUGAGGGGCCUCCAAUUUUUUUAGAGACAGGGUCUUCAGUAGGAGAGAGAUCAGUCCCUCUUUUUGUGUGUCCGACAAUUUGCCAUUUAUAUAACAGUAAUUUAAACAUGAUAGUAAUGGAUCUUUCAGUAGUUCAAAAAAGUUUGAUAUAUCUCUAUUGGAAUGCCAUCGAGGCCAGGGGUUUUCCCCGUCUGAAAGGAAUCAAUUGCCAACCAUAGUUCGUCCUGUGUAAUUAUUUUUAUUAUUUUUUUUAUUUCACCUUUAUUUAACCAGGUAAGCCAGUUGAGAACAGGUUCUCAUUUACAACUGCGACCUGGCCAAGAUAAAGCAAAGUAGUGCAAUAAAAACAACACAGAGUUACAUAUGGGGUAAAAAACAUAAAGUCAGAAAUACAACAGAAAAUAUAUAUACAGUGUGUGCAAAUGUAGCAAGUUAUGGAGGUAAGGCAAUAAAUAGGCUAUAGUGCAGAAUAAUUACAAUAGUAUUAACACUGGAAUGCUAGAUGUGCAAGAGAUUAUGUGCAAAUAGAGAUACUGGGGUGCAAAAGAGCAAAAUAAAUAACAAUAUAGGGAUGAGGUAGUUGGGUGGGCUAAUUUCAGAUGGGCUGUGUACAGGUGCAGUGAUCGGUAAGGUGCUCUGACAACUGAUGCCUAAAGUUACUGAGGGAGAUAAGAGUCUCCAGCUUCAGAGAUUUUUGCAAUAUUAGGCCUUCACAAUAUUUGUUUUCUGUCACAGAUAGUUUAAUAUGAUUUUUUGGGAGAAGGAUAUCACAAAACUCAUCGUCAAGUGAGGUUGGAGGUAUAGUGAGGGAAAAAAGUAUUUGAUCCCCUGCUGAUUUUGUACGUUUGCCCACUGACAAAGAAAUGAUCAGUCUAUAAUUUUAAUGGUAGGUUUAUUUGAACAGUGAGAGACAGAAUAACAACAACAAAAUCCAGAAAAACGCAUGUCAAAAAUGUUAUAAAUUGAUUUGCAUUUUAAUGAGGGAAAUAAGUAUUUAACCCCCUCUCAAUCAGAAAUAUUUCUGGCUCCCAGGUGUCUUUUAUACAGGUAACAAGCUGAGAUUAGGAGCACACUCUUAAAGGGAGUGCUCCUAAUCUCAGUUUGUUACCUGUAUAAAAGACACCUGUCCACAGAAGCAAUCAAUCAAUCAGAUUCCAAACUCUCCACCAUGGCCAAGACCAAAGAGCUCUCCAAGGAUGUCAGAGACAAGAUUGUAGACCUACACAAGGCUGGAAUAGGCUACAAGACCAUCGCCAAGCAGCUUGGUGAGAAGGUGACAACACAGAAAUAGAAACACAAAAUAACUGUCAAUCUCCCUCGGCCUGGGGCUCCAUGCAAGAUCUCACCUCGUGGAGUUGCAAUGAUCAUGAGAACGGUGAGGAAUCAGCCCAGAACUACACGGGAGGAUCUUGUCAAUUAUCUCAAGGCAGCUGGGACCAUAGUCACCAAGAAAACAAUUGGUAACACACUACGCCGUGAAGGACUGAAAUCCUGCAGCGCCCGCAAGGUCCCCCUGCUCAAGAAAGCACAUGUACAGGUCCGUCUGAAGUUUGCCAAUGAACAUCUGAAUGAUUCAGAGGAGAACUGGGUGAAAGUGUUGUGGUCAGAUGAGACCAAAAUCGAGCUCUUUGGCAUCAACUCAACUCGCCGUGUUUGGAGGAGGAGGAAUGCUGCCAAUGACCCCAAGAACACCAUCCCCACCGUCAAACAUGGAGGUGGAAACAUUAUACUUUGGGGGUGUUUUUCUGCUAAGGGGACAGGACAACUUCACCGCAUCAAAGGGACGAUGGACGGGGCCAUGUACCGUCAAAUCUUGGGUGAGAACCUCCUUCCCUCAGCCAGGGCAUUGAAAAUGGGUCGUGGAUUGGUAUUCCAGCAUGACAAUGACCCAAAACACACGGCCAAGGCAACAAAGGAGUGGCUCAAGAAGAAGCACAUUAAGGUCCUGGAGUGGCCUAGCCAGUCUCCAGACCUUAAUCCCAUAGAAAAUAUGUGGAGGGAGCUGAAGGUUCGAGUUGCCAAACGUCAGCCUCGAAACCUUAAUGACUUGGAGAAGAUCUGCAAAGAGGAGUGGGACAAAAUCCCUCUUGAGAUGUGUGCAAACCUGGUGGCCAACUACAAGAAACGUCUGACCUCUGUGAUUGCCAACAAGGGUUUUGCCACCAAGUACUAAGUCAUGUUUUGCAGAGGGGUCAAAUACUUAUUUCCGUCAUUAAAAUGCAAAUCAAUUUAUAACAUUUUUGACAUGCGUUUUUCUGGAUUUUGUUGUUGUUAUUCUGUCUCUCACUGUUCAAAUAAACCUACCAUUAAAAUUAUAGACUGAUCAUGUCUUUGUCAGUGGGCAAACGUACAAAAUCAGCUGGGGAUCAAAUACUUUUUUCCCUCACUGUACCAACUCUGGGGUCAAUUUGACUAAUGGUUUGAAAUAUUGUGAAAUAUUUUCAGCGUUAGUGUAUUUGUAUAUUGCGGUCAUCUUUGAAUUCUGGUACAUUAUUUUGUUGAAAUCUGUUUGUUUAAAUUAUCUAAAUCUCAGUUGGUACACUCCACAAUACUUCAAUACACUCUCACAGCUGUAAUAUGCAGACUGCGCAAGCAGCAGAACUUUUCACUACAUUCAGAUCACAUAAUAGGGCAACUGUGAAUAUACAGAUAUACUAAUCACGGUAUUUCACAUUAUUCGUCUGCAUAAUUUAAACCCAACAUUCAUUUGCAUGAGACAAAGUUCACUUGAUCAGUAGAUAUUGCUCUAGUAUCCUAUGGUGCCAAUGAUGUGUGGUCCUCUGUAGCUCAAUUGGUAGAGCACGGCGCUUGUAACGCCAGGGUAGUGGGUUCGAUCCCCGUGACCACCCAUACGUAAAAAUGUAUGCGCACAUGACUGUAAGUCGCUUUGGAUAACAGCAUCUGCUAAAUGGCAUAUUAUAGUGCCACCAACUAGUUUGGUGCAACAAUCAGGGUUAAAGUGACUUUAUAUUCACACAGCUUGAACUGAACCGAUGGCCCCAUGUCCAUCGGUUCAGUUCUUAUAGCCCUGGUGUGAUAUGGUGCCAUCUAGUGCUGUAGCGUGGCCGACUUUGAAUGCAGCAACUAAUCAUUCUCAAAUUCAUUAGAGGCUAAUUUAUUGAGUCUAUACAGUAUACCAAAUCUGGAGUCAAUCUGAUUUAUGGUUCAUGAGAAGGAGAUUUCUUAAGUAUUUCUUGCGUUAGCAUAUGUGCUAACGUGCAUCUAUAAGUACAGUGCGGCCAUAUUUGAAUGCAGCCACAAUUAUUUCGUAAAACCAUUAAAUACUAAUGUAAUGAGUCUAAAUACAAAAUCUGGAGUGAAUCUGACAUGGUUCAUGAGGAGCAGAUGAUUUUGAGCAUUAACGUUACAUAUGCAAAGAAUUAGUUGUUAAUAGUUUCCUCUUUUUAUAUAUAUAUAUAUAUAUAUAUAUAUAUCAAAUUCAGUGUGGUUCGUCUUAGAGACGUCAAAGAUAGGCUUCCAGUUGAAGCUCGCAUCCGUUACAAGACCAUGAUGCUUGCCUAUGGAGCAGUGAGGGGAACGGCACCUCUGUACCUUCGGGCUCUGAUCAGUCCCUACACCCAAACGAGGGCAUUGCGUUCAUCCACCUCUGGCCUGCUGGCUCCCCUUCCUCUGCGGAAGCAUAGUUCCCGCUCAGCCCAGUCAAAACUGUUCGCUGCUCUGGCACCCCAAUGGUGGAACAAGCUCCCUCACGACGCCAGGACAGCGGAGUCACUCACCACCUUCCGGAGACAUUUGAAACCCCACCUCUUUAAGGAAUACCUGGGAUAGGAUAAAGUAAUCCUUCUACCCCAACCCCCCAAAAAAAAAAUGGUAAAGUGGUUAUCCCACUGGCUAUAGGGUGAAUGCACCAAUUUGUGAGUCGCUCUGGAUAAGAGCGUCUGCUAAAUGACGUAAAUGUGCCCUUGAGCAAGGCACUUAACCCUAAUUGCUCCUGUAAGUCGCUCUGGAUAAGAGCGUCUGCUAAAUGACUAAAAUGUAAAUGUAAAUGUAAUAGUGAUGACACAUUUUAAGUUGAUAGGCCACUGUGGAGUGGAUUUACAGUGGUUGAAAUGGACAUAUAAAAUCCGAUUUUUGAUUUCUCAAAAACUCAGCCAUCUUUUGACCAAUCUCUUAGCUUUUCUCAAACUUUUAGUCCAUGAGAAGAUUGUUUGUGUGAUUAUAUUAAGCAUUAGCGUUACAUAGUCAAAAACGUGAAUUGUUAAUAGUUUAUUUUCUUUUAAAGAUAUCAAUGCCAAAAUUAAUAUGGUUCAUCAUUGUAAUGUCUUUGAUGAUCCUAAAAAGUUGAUAGGCUAUUGUGGAGUGGAUUUACAAAGGAUUUAAAUAGGCACGUAAAAUAUUCCAAUUGUCAGACUUGGUUGCUCCCGGGAAGUGUGAAAACGUACGUAGUACUCAGAAGUCUUUACCAAGUUAGCUAGCUUGCUAGCUAUCUUCAGAUAGCUAUCUAAUCUUUUACCAGGCAGAGAAAUUCAUGGUAGCUAUAACAUUAUUACAAUGUACCCAUAGCUGCGGGAAGUAGGGGUGUUGAGGGUGCUGCUGCACCCCGUGAUAAAUCACCAAUAAAAAAUUAUUCAUAUAUUAAAAAACCUUUUUGAGAAAAUGGUGUUUUUCCACUAAAUUAGUGCACUAGGCGUUUGACUCCUAUAUGAGCUGAGAAAAAUACUUGCCAACAGAGCAGGGAGAAAUCAGCCUAUACUCUCUUUAGAGAGGAUGUUGAUGGACUACGUCAUUCUAGCGACUACCCAUGAGAGCGGGGGUUUCUGGGGAAUUGUGUUCAAAUCUAGAUUAUUUUUUUCAUUCUUGCCACAGGGGUCUCUAAAAACACCAGUACAUACAAAGUUCCACAGUGUAGCUUUAAUUUAUACAUUUUGUCAGUCAAGCCAUUUGUAUUUACAAACCUUCAUCAAGAGUUCCAUAGUUUGUCCAGUAGGUGGAGACAACACACAAGGUUGACAAAGGUGUUUUUUCAGAUUAUGGCCUGCUUUGUCACCACAUUGACUCCUCGUCCUAACAUCAUUGGUCUGAUUUCCAAUUCUAAAUCUCCUGACAGAAAAUGUUUCUGCUUCAUUGGUAAUUAUUCCUAAUUCACCAUAGUAUUAUUAGAUAUAGACCCUCGUAUGAUAAGCCUUAUAAAACAACACAAUGAUUUUGUACCGAAGUUAAUCUUCAAGAAAUGUACAAAAUACAAUUUUAUCCUGAGCCUGAGCUCUCCUCAAGCCUGGGCCUCCAAGUCAUAACAUCAGUAAAUUCCUCUGGACAUUGUCCCAGUUAGAGAAGAGGAACAGUUGCUUCACCUCUUACUGGGCCAGCCAGGGCCUUGCGAAAGCCUUUGUUUUCAGCAGUUCGGGCCAUUUAAUACAUACAGAUAGCAGGCACUGAAUAGCUACUGUAUAUUCUACACAGAGAAAUGUGUUAAUAUUUGAGAGAAGCUAAUUUUAUUAUUAAAAGUUAUUGUCAAUUUCUUUGAUUUCUCCGAACUAUUGUAUUGAGAAUACAUUUUGCUAAUGAGUAGAUCUUCAUGAUGAUCAUUAUUAGCGUCAUUAGCAAUCAGUCUGCAUAGGAUCAAGAUGCUAUCAGGUCACUGAUAAAUUCCAUCUUGACCUCCAUUCUAACCUCUGACCCUUAGGGACCUGUCCUUCAUCCAGGUCAUCAAUGUGGGCCGGAGCUUCCUGGUAAACAGGGUGCAGGACUACAUCCAGAGCAAGAUCGUGUACUACCUGAUGAACAUCCACGUGCACUCUCACUCUAUCUACCUGUGUCGGCACGGAGAGAGCGACCACAACAUGAAGGGACGCAUCGGGGGUGACGCAAUGCUGUCUGUUCAAGGGAAAAAGGUAUAGAUCGACUUUUCCUUUAGUAUAUCAUUACAAGUACAGAAACCAUUGUGCCACUUCAUGCUAUGUUGCUCUAUGUUCUAUAUAUAUAUUCAUCUUGCACACUCAAUAACUGUAUGACUUCAUCUCACUUACAUACUGUCUACAAAUAAACCUACAAUGCCGAUUCUAAUCCUCUCUCAGUUUGCUGGAGCGCUGAAGGGUUUUGUGGAGGAGCAUGGUCUGCCAGACCUAAAGGUGUGGACCAGCCAGCUGAGACGGACUAUCCAGACUGCGGAGGAGCUCGGGGUGCCCUACGAGCAGUGGAAGAUACUCAACGAGAUCGAUGCCGUCAGUACCACAACACCACGGUUCAAUAGUGACCCAUAGACGAAACAUGGUAGGGGUUAAAUUUUUUAAUAAUGAUUGUCUAUAAAUAAACGUAUUUAUGUUUCUCAGGGUGUUUGUGAGGAGAUGACCUAUGAGAUGAUUGAGGAAUUCUACCCUGCGGAGUUUGCCUUAAGAGAGCAGGACAAGUACCACUACCGCUACCCAGGAGGAGAGGUACAGUUACUCCUUAUCUCUCUACAGAGAUCUGUCGCAUUCAUCUGAAGCAGUGAGCUCAGUUUGUUCCUCUCCUCUCUCUGUAGUCCUACCAGGACCUGGUGCAGAGGUUAGAGCCGGUCAUCAUGGAGCUGGAAAGACAGGGCAACGUGCUGGUCAUCUGUCACCAGGCUGUCAUGCGCUGCCUGCUCGCUUACUUCCUGGAUAAGAGUGCUGGUACAAACACACAAACUCACUUACAGUGCCUUCGGAAAGUAUUCAGACCCCUUGACUUUUUCCACAUUUUGUUACGUUAUAGCCUUAUUCUAAAAUUGAUUAAAUAAUUAUUUUUCCUCAGCAAACCCCAUAAUGACAAAGCGAAAACAGGUUUUUAGAUAAUUUAGAUAAACAGAAAUACCUUACUUACAUAAGUAUUCAGACCAUGCUAUGAGACUCGAAAUUGAGCUCAGGUGCAUCCUGUUUCCAUUGAUCAUCCUUGAGAUGUUUCUACAACUUGAUUGGAGACCACCUGUGGUAAAUUCAAUUGAUUGGACAUGAUUUGGAAAGGCACACACCUUUCUAUAUAAGGUCCCACAGUUGACAGUGCAUGUCAGAGCAAAAACCAAGCCAUGAGGUCGAAGGAAUUGUCCGUAGAGCUCUCCGAGACAGGAUUGUGUCGAGGCACAGAUCUGGGGAAGGGUACCAAAAAAUGUCUGCAGCAUUGAAGGUCCCCAAGAACACAGUGGCCCCCAUCAUUCUUAAAUGGAAGAAGUUUGGAACCACCAAGACUCUUCCUAGAGCUGGCCGCCCGGCCUAACUGAGAAAUCGGGGGAGAAGGACCUUGGUCAGGGAGGUGACCAAGAACCCGAUGGUCACUCUGACAGAGCUCUAGAGUUCCUCUGUGGAGAUGGGAGAACCUUCCAGAAGGACAACCAUCUCUGCAGCACUCCACCAAUCAGGCCUUUAUGGUAGAGUGGCCAGACAUUUACAUUUACGUCAUUUAGCAGACGCUCUUAUCCAGAGCGACUUACAAAUUGGUGCAUUCACCUUAUAGCCAGUGGGAUAACCACUUUACAAUGUUUUUUUGGGGGGGGUUAGAAGGAUUACUUUAUCCUAUCCCAGGUAUUCCUUAAAGAGGUGGGGUUUCAAGUGUCUCCGGAAGGUGGUGAGUGACUCCGCUGUCCUGGCGUCGUGAGGGAGCUUGUUCCACCAUUUGGGUGCCAGAGCAGCGAACAGUUUUGACUGGGCUGAGCGGGAACUGUGCUUCCGCAGAGGUAGGGGGGCCAGCAGGCCAGAGGUGGAUGAACGCAAUGCCCUCGUUUGGGUGUAGGGACUGAUCAGAGCCGUUCCCCUCACAGCUCCGUAGGCAAGCACCAUGGUCUUGUAGCAGAUGCGAGCUUCAACUGGAAGCCAGUGGAGUGUGCGGAGGAGCGGGGUGACGUGAGAGAACUUGUGAAGGUUGAACACCAGACGGGCUGCGGCAUUCUGGAUGAGUUGUAGGGGUUUAAUGGCACAGGCAGGGAGCCCAGCCAACAGCGAGUUGCAGUAAUCCAGACGGGAGAUGACAAGUGCCUGGAUUAGGACCUGUGCCGCUUCCUGUGUAAGGCAGGGUCGUACUCUCCGAAUGUUGUAGAGCAUGAACCUGCAGGAUCGGGUCACCGCCUUGAUGUUAGUGGAGAACGACAGGGUGUUGUCCAGGGUCACGCCAAGGCUCUUCGCACUCCGGGAGGAGGACACAACGGAGUUGUCAACCGUGAUGGCGAGAUCAUGGAACGGGCAGUCCUUCCCCGGGAGGAAGAGCAGCUCCGUCUUGCCAAGGUUCAGCUUGAGGUGGUGAUCCGUCAUCCACACUGAUAUGUCUGCCAGACAUGCAGAGAUGCGAUUCGCCACCUGGUUAUCAGAAGGGGGAAAGGAGAAGAUUAGUUGUGUGUUGUCUGCGUAGCAAUGAUAGGAGAGGCCAUGUGAGGAUAUGACAGAGCCAAGUGACUUGGUGUAUAGCGAGAAUAGGAGAGGGCCUAGAACUGAGCCCUGGGGGACACCAGUGGUGAGAGCACGUGGUGCGGAGACAGCCCUUCGCCACGCCACUUGGUAGGAGCGACCGGUCAGGUAGGACGCAAUCCAAGAGUGAGCCGCGCCGGAGAUGCCCAGCUCGGAGAGGGUGGAGAGGAGGAUCUGAUGGUUCACAGUAUCAAAGGCAGCAGACAGGUCUAGAAGUACAAGAGCAGAGGAGAGAGAGUUAGCUUUAGCAGUGCGGAGAGCCUCCGUGACACAGAGAAGAGCAGUCUCAGUUGAAUGACCAGUCUUGAAACCUGACUGGUUUGGAUCAAGAAGGUCAUUCUGAGAGAGAUAGCAAGAGAGUUGGCUAAAGACGGCACGCUCAAGAGUUUUGGCGAGAAAAGAAAGAAGGGAUACUGGUCUGUAGUUGUUGACAUCAGAGGGAUCGAGUGUUGGUUUUUUGAGAAGGGGUACAACUCUCGCUCUCUUGAAGACGGAAGGGACAUAGCCAGCGGUCAAGGAUGAGUUGAUGAGCGUGAGGUAAGGGAGAAGGUCACCGUAGAUGGUCUGGAGAAGAGAGGAGGGGAUAGGGUCAAGCGGGCAGGUUGUUGGGCGGCCGGCCGUCACAAGUCGCAAGAUUUUAUCUGGAGAGAGAGGGGAGAAAGAAGUCAAAGCAUAGGGUAGGGCAGUGUGAGCAGGACAAGCAGUGUCAUUAGACUUAACAAACGAGGAUCGGAUGUCGUCAACCUUCUUUUCAAAAUGGUUGACGAAGUCAUCCACAGAGAGGGAGAAGGGGGGGGGGGAUUCAGCAGGGAGGAGAAGGUGGCAAAGAUCUUCCUAGGGUUAGAGGUAGAUGCUUGGAAUUUAGAGUGGACAGACAGAAGCCAUCCUCAGUAAAAGGCACAUGACAGCCCGCUUGGAGUUUGCCAAAAGGCACCUAAAGACUCUGACAAUGAGAAACAAGAUUCUCUGGUCUGAUGAAACCAAGAUUGAACUCUUUGGCCUGAAUGCCAAGCGUCACGUCUGGAGGAAACCUGGCACCAUCCCUACACAGCCAAGACAACGCAGGAGUGGCUUCGGGACAAGUCUCUGAAUGUCCUUGAGUGGCCCAGCCAGAGCCCGGACUUGAACUCGAUCGAACAUCUCUGGAGAGACCUGAAAAUAGCUGUGCAGCGACGCUCCCCAUUCAACCUGACAGAGUUUGAGAGGGUGUGCAGAGAAGAAUGGGGAAAAACUUCCCAAAUACAGGUGUGCCAAGCUUGUAGCGUCAUACCCAAGAAGACUCGAUGCUGUAAUCGCUGCCAAAGGUGCUUCAACAAAGUACUGAGUAAAGUGUCUGAAUACUUAUGUAAAUGUGAUAUUUCAGUUUAUUAUUUUUUAUAAAUUAGCAAAAAUGUCUAAAAGCUGUUUUUGCUUUGUCAUUAUGGGGCAUUGUGUGUAGAUUAAUGAGGGAAAAAAAACUAUUUAAUACAUUUUUGAAUAAGGUUGUAACGUAAGAAAAUGUGGAAAAAGUCAAGGUGUCUGAAUACUUUACGAAGGCCCUGUAUAUACACAGAUUCACAGACACACACACUGCCCCUCGUUAGGAAAAUCAAUUACUUUAGCCGGGAUACAAGCAUACAAACACACAAUUUGACUUCUGCUUGUUUUGAGUGGAAAAGUUUGCCUUUGCUGAUGUUCAUCCUGGAUGAAGGACAGAAAUAGAAGUUGAGGCUAAACAGAAUGUCACAUGGCUCUCUUAAUGGUCUGCCAAGUCAGGAAAGGAAGUGGUUUGUGCCUUAAGGGGCAUUUUAAAGGCUAGUAAAGCCAUCCACACUGUGACUGUGCAGUGGGCACCUCUGACUGUCACUGCCCGAUCCCUAAUGUCAGGAAAGAGAAGUAAUGAAAUCUAUUGAGUAAUUAUAUUGGCUAAUCUAAAUAUAAUCUCUAAAUAUAUAUAUAUAUGUAUUAUUAACUCUAUCAUGUGCCAUUAACUGCAUGAGAUUGAGUCCUUUUGAGAUGACGCAUUGAUCUCACAUGCAAUGUUCUAAAGACAGUCAUUGUGUCUUUGUUUCUGUUGGCACAGAUGACCUGCCCUACUUGAAGUGUCCCCUCCACACGGUUCUAAAGCUCACCCCCAUGGCUUAUGGUAGGAUAUCUCAUCCAAGACUACCCUGUGUCAGUCUCAGACACAACAACUUUCUCUCUCCUCCCUCUCUCUCAGGUUAACAUUGACUGUUAUUUUCUCUCUCUCUCUCGCUUUUCUCUCUGUUGUUGUUGGUUUUUCUCGGCCAGGUUGUAAAGUGGACACGUUUGACCUCAAAGUGGAGGCUGUGAACACUCACCGGGACAGGCCAUUAGUGAGUUGCUCUCCUUGCCAAAUCUCUGUUCAAUCUACUGUGCGUUCUACUUAAUUUCAUAGGUUCAUAUACUGUAUCCCUCUCUUAACGGUAACGCAUGUGGUCAUGUUUUAGUACAGUAAACGGCCGAGUCAUAACAAACUGGCUGAUCUGGGAAGUUGUCGUUGGAAGAGUUCUAGGUAGUAGUGAGUCAAUCCUCAGAAUAUGAAGUUACAGUGGCUUGCGAAAGUAUUCACCCCCCUUGGCAUUUUUCCUAUUAGGGGUUUGUAUCAUUUGAUUUACACAACAUGCCUACCACUUUGAAGAUGCAAAAUAAAAAGAACUUGAGCGUGCAUAACUAUUCACCCCCCCAAAGUCAAUACUUUGUAGAGCCACCUUUUGCAGCAAUUACAGCUGCAAGUCUCUUGGGGUAUGUCUCUAUAAGCUUGGCACAUCUAGCCACUGGGAUUUUUGCCCAUUCUUCAAGGCAAAACUGCUCCAGCUACUUCAAGUUGGAUGGGUUCCGCUGGUGUACAGCAAUCUUUAAGUCAUACCACAUAUUCUCAAUUGGAUUGAGGUCUGGACUUUGACUAGGCCAUUCCAAGACAUUUAAAUAUUUCCCCAUAAACCACUCAAGUGUUGCUUUAGCAGUAUGCUUAGGGUCAUUGUCCUGCUGGAAGGUGAACCUCCGUCCCAGGCUCAAAUCUCUGGAAGACUGAGACAGGUUUCCCUCAAGAACUUCCCUGUAUUUAGCGCCAUCCAUCAUUCUUUCAAUUCUGACCAGUUUCCCAGUCCCUGCCGAUGAAAAAACAUGGUGUUCUCGGGGUGAUGAAAGGUGUUGGGUUUGCGCCAGACAGUGCGAUGGCCAAAAGGCUCAAUUUCUGUCUCAUCUGACCAGAAUACCUUCUUCCAUAUGUUUGGGGAGUCUCCCACAUGCCUUUUGGCGAACACCAAACGUGUUUGCUUAUUUUUUUCUUUAAGCAAUGGCUUUUUUCUGGCCACUCUUCAGUAAAGCCCAGCUCUGUGGAGUGUAUGGCUUAAAGUGGUCCUAUGGACAGAUACUCCAAUCUCCGCUGUGGAGCUUUUCAGCUCCUUCAGGGUUAUCUUUGGUCUCUUUGUUGCCUCUGAUUAAUGCCCUCCUUGCCUGGUCCGUGAGUUUUGGUGGGCAGCCCUCUGGCAGGUUUGUUGGGGUGCCAUAUUCUUUCAAUUUUUUUAAUAAUGGAUUUAAUGGUGCUCUGUGGGAUGUUCAAAGUUUCUGAUAUGUUUUUAUAACCCAACCCUGAUCUUUACUUCUCCACAACUUUGUCCCUGACCUGUUUGGAGAGCUCCUUAGACUUCAUGGUGCCGCUUGCUGCUUGGUGGUGCCCCUUGCUUAAAGGUGACUGGGGCCUUUCAGAACAGGUGUGUAUAUAUACUAAGAUCAUGUGACAGAUCAUGUGAUACUUGGAUUGCACACAGGUGGACUUUAUUUAACUAAUUAUGUGACUUCUGAAGGUAAUUGGAUGCACAGAUCUUAUUUAGGGACUUCAGAGCAAAGGGGGUGAAUACAUAUGCACGCACCACCUUUCCGUUAUUUAUUUUGUAGACAUUUUUGGACUAUUUUGUGUAUGUCCAUUACAUGAAAUCCAAAUAAAAAUCCAUUUAAAUUACAGGUUGUAAUGCAACAAAAUAGGAAAAACGCCAAGGGGGAUGAAUACUUUUGCAAGGCACUGUAUAUACAAAAUAGUGUGAGAAAUUGCUCCAAAAAAAAGACCAGAGUACAGUUUCCACCCUCAACAAUACAAAGGGCCUAUUUUAUGUAAUUUCUUCUAAUUUGGAGAUCUGCUCUGCUUAUACAGUACAGUAUGUAGUUCUGGUAUGAACAGGCCACACAGUGUCUCAGUGCUGUCCCCAGUACACUGUGUUUACCAGAUGUCCCUUGUGGUGUGGGCGUCACACUCAUAAACAUGACCAGUGACCACACUGCCUUUUACUGAGCGUAGCCCUGCUAACAUGUCUGGGAAAGGAACCGCGACACCGCCUUCAAUAUUCUGUUGUUUGUUCAAGCUGUAUUGUUUUCACAAGAUGUGUAGCAUGCAAGACGCGCACACACACAGUGAAACUUUAUUUAUCUCUGAUUCUAAUGCUCCUUCUCUUUCCUCCAUCCUCUCUAUCCAGGAUAAAGUUCGUAAUGACGUCGUUCCCAACACAUUCCUCCGGAGGAACAGUUUCACCCCUCUGUCCAGUCACGACCAGGUGAAGCGUCCGCGCCUCUACAGCGCUGGCAACCCAUCUCAAUCUCGACGGCCCCUGGCCCCCUUUAUACCCAGCAUGCAGUCCUUCGAGGACCCUGAGGGAGCAGAGUUGACACAAAACCAAGUUAGUGUUGUCUUUCUGCAUGAAUGAUGUCUCUCUCUCUCUUCACAUGUUUUUAUGAUGUUACUUGUGUCCUUAAACUGAAUUUUCUAAAAACAGCAACUUAUAAAAACAGAGUAAGUUGUGUCUUGUGAUUGACCUUACCCUCCUCUGUCUGAGCUCAAGUGUAGUAGAGGCCAGUCAAAACAAACUGUAUGGUGACGGCGCCCGGCCUUGGCACAGCUUAGCAUGAGGUAACACUGUCUCUCCCUCCUUCUGCCUCCUGAAGGAGUCUCUCAACUGCUUCAGCCCAGGAGACUCAGAAGAUGCUGUUCGC
Coregonus sp. 'balchen' is the source of this 18282-nucleotide messenger RNA. The record is from the annotation of a GenBank genome assembly. NCBI's taxonomy places the organism in Eukaryota, Metazoa, Chordata, Actinopteri, Salmoniformes, Salmonidae.